AUGAUUAUCGCCAGAAAGUUUUUGUUGGCGUGCCUGGCGUUGGGGGCAACAUCCGCCCGCAGCACCAAUAUUGUUUCAGUGGAAAAUGAUCAUAGUCACGGCCGUGAAAGUUUCGUCGACAACGAUGGCGUGAGAAUUCACUACCGGUCAUACGGCUCUGGACCUCUUCUCAUUCUACAACACGGCUUCCCAGACAGAGAGACGACCUGGAAUACCUUUCAAGUCCAAGAGUUUGCAAAGAAAUACACUGUUGUGACUCCCACACUGAGAGGCUAUCCACCCAGCGAUGUCCCACCGGAAAAGAAAGAUUAUGCUGGUGCCGCCUUUGUUUCCGACAUGUUGGCGGUGAUUAGAGCAACCGGCAAAGACUCUGCUGUCAUUGUGGGACACGAUGUUGGAGGCGGCAUCGUGCAACAGUUUGCUUCGGCGCAUUCGGAUAUGGUCAAGGGCCUGGUCAUGGUCAACACACCAAUUAUCCCAGUUUUCUUCUCCCUGAUUGAGUUUGACAGCCACCAGCAACAGCUCUCGGAAUACACAAUACCAUACUUUGCAUACCAGCCAGGCCAGCCGAAAAAUGUUUCCACCAUAGUCCAGCACAUCUUGAACGAAACAUAUCGCGAUGAGAUUGCAGACUACCUGCAAAAAUCCCCUCUCUAUGGGAUGCUUGACUUUUACAGCGAAAACUAUCCUGCGCCUCCAUAUGGACAAAAUCUCAGUACUGAGGGCUUGACUCAAACUGUACCCAGCGCCAUUAUCUGGGGAGAGCUCGACCCUUAUUUUAGUCUAGCUAUGCUCAAUGGCCUCACAGCCUGGUUUGACUAUGGAUUCAGAUUAGUCACAAUUCCAGGAGCGGGUCAUUGGUCAUUUAGAGACGAGCCGGCUCGAUUCAAUGCUGAGUUAGAGUCUUUUCUCGAUAUCCUUGAGUACUAG
Molecule: messenger RNA, 930 nt
Organism: Trichoderma atroviride IMI 206040
Lineage: Eukaryota; Fungi; Ascomycota; Sordariomycetes; Hypocreales; Hypocreaceae
Molecular function (GO): hydrolase activity
Source: RefSeq, a predicted model, not a curated record